This is a messenger RNA of Trichomonas vaginalis G3, 483 nucleotides long. RefSeq lists its product as uncharacterized. Bases 1 to 483 code for a protein of 160 amino acids. NCBI's taxonomy places the organism in Eukaryota, Parabasalia, Trichomonadida, Trichomonadidae. The transcript has a single exon. The record is from RefSeq and is a predicted model, not a curated record.
AUGAUGUCUAAACCAUUUUUCAUUAAACUUUCGUUAAAAUCGGCCAAGAAAUUCCUUUUAAACGUUCAAAUAACGACGUUAAAUAUUUCAAUUAAUAAAAAUCUCUGUUCAGCAAUGACAAUUAAUGAUAUAUCACAACUAGAACUGCAGAACUCAACGCAUUGGACAAAUGCGCAAGAUGAACAAUGCAUAAGCAUAAGACAAGAGCUUAGAAAAGUUCAGGAAUCAAUUCUUGAAAUAAUCGGAGUUUUUACGACCAUUUUCUUGCUUCUGUUUGCAUUCAGGUUCAUCAAUACAAGUUUUUGCUGUUCCAGAAACUCAGAACCAAGAUUUAACGAUUUAAUGAUGAAUAACCUUAAUAUUCAUGAGAUAAGCAAUCCUGUUGAUAAUAUUAGUCCAAAAGUUUCCCAAUUGGUCGGUUCAAGCACCGACAAACUUGUUAUAACUGUUGAUGAUGACGAAACCUUUAAUAAUAACCCUUAA